UUAAACCCCGAAGCAAGGAUGAGAGUUGGGUCUAAGCUGUUUUGGGGAAGUGAAAUUCUUACGAGUGUCGUUGUGGGAUCAUCUACAGCGUCAGAAAGAGAGUCGCAGGUGUAGAAGUAAAGCACCGUGGAUGAAUCGGGCUGAUCCGGAGGGCGAGACGGGCCGCGAGAUCUGGAUAUUAACUGUCCCUUUAUGUCUAAUGAGUCUUAAUUUUAAAGUUGAUCAAAAAUCAGAGAUUGGUGAUGGUGUACAUGUAGAACAGCAUGCAAUGGACCUAAUUUAUAUUUCUAUCUGUAGUCAUAUUUCUUCGCAUCAGGCUUCAUUAAGCAUUUUAAUUAUAAUAAUGAUUAAGAAAGAAAAAUGAUAGCAAAAAAAUAACAUUUGAUUUCGCACAACCCAUGGCAUGAUGCUAUUUGCUUUUGUAAAGCAGUUCUGGCAACGCUGACCAUUAGCUGACCUUCUAACACACAGUAUGUAGAUCACUUGGAACUUGUACAGAGAGUCCUGCAUUUUAUCACUAAUCGCCAUGUAUUGAUAUUAGGAAGACAUUGUUAGUUUGUAAGACUUGUUUUGUUCACUACAGCUGUAUUUCUGAACUGGAACUGAUAGUCUGGCCAGUUCAGUGUGGUCAGUGUUGAUCACAUGUAAGAUACCUGCCUUCAUAUUACAGUACAGUAUUACAUGGGUGUCUUCCGCCCUCUAGUGGAAUAAGAAGGAACUGUAGGCCAUAAAGUGAAAAACAUUUGUCUUGCAAUGGUUUUUAGACUUUUAAAGAAAAUGACUGAAUUAAUUUUAAAAAAUGCACAUUAAAAAAUUAUUGUUAUUUUCUGUUUAAUAUGUUUAUCUUUUAUAUGAUAGUGUAUAUUCUUGCAACAGCAACAUGGCACUCCCAUGCAUGCUUGCAGCAAAAACCGUGCAAAUGUUUCACAUCUACAGCAUCCUUUUAGGAUCUGGUGAUGUUUUAUACAGGUGAAGGUCCAUUCCCUGGAAUUAUAGAUCUGUAUACGUUAGGAGGCACCGUGUGUGAGCCGCGAGCAGCUCUACUGGCAAACAAAGGCUUUGUGGUGUUUGCUCUGGCUUUCUACGGCUACCAGGACAUGCCCAAAACGGUGGAUAAACUCGAUCUGGAGUACUUUGAGGAAGGUGUAACAUUUCUGCAGAUGCAGCCCAAGGUGAAAAAAACUGGAAUAGGAAUACUGUCAAUCUCAAAAAGUGGAGAUCUGGCUUUGUCAAUGGCCUCCUUCCUUCCCAACAUAUCAGCCACCGUCUGCAUCAACGCCUGCAACGCCAACGUCAUGUUCCCUCUCCAUUAUAAAGACGUGGUGAUCCCACCUCUUAUUCCCAACCAACAGAACAUAACUACAACACCAUCAGGCAUCGCCAACGUCCUAAACACCCUGCCAGAUGUGACAGCAGAGGAGAACCGUGCCACGGUCAUCCCUAUCGAGCGUGCCAGCUGCAGAUUCUUGUUCAUAGUGUCAGGAGAUGACAGGAACUGGAACAGCACCCUUUUUGCGGAGCAAGCUUGUGGCAGACUCAAAGCACACGGAAAAGCAAACUACGACAUGGUCAGUUAUCCGACAGCAGGGCACUUUAUGGAAGUCCCCUACAUGCCCCAUCACCCGUCUGGGCUCCACGCCGCCGUGGGUCAAGUGGUCACUUUUGGAGGAGAACCGAAAGCUCAUGCACACGCACAGGUUGAUGCUUGGAGGAGAGUUGAAGAGUUUUUUAAAAAAAACUUAAACAGUGUUGAUUAUUUAAAAUCCUCACUUUAAGCAGUGCACAUAGCUGAGAGAGGAAAUUCAGAUGCGAUUUGAUAGAGGACACAUUUUGUAUACGUCUACACUCUGAGUUGCUCCUUCUGCAGCUCGCUCGGUGUAGGUCAGAUCUUCUGAACGAGUAGUUAGCGUGUCUGUAAGGGCUAAACUCUAUUAGAAUAAGCAUUGUUAUUUCAAAAUGCAGCAGUCAGACCUUGAAUGAAAUCUCCUAGUAAAUAAAGUGCCGUCUUAGACAUACUAAUCAGGCUUGGUGUAUCAAUCUCUUAGUAAAGUUUUAUGUAAAUAAUUUUGUAUGCAAAACUGAGCAAAUCCUUGUUUAAUGCUGUUUGUCCCAAUGUGAUUUGAACCUCAUUAUGGACUAUGAUGAUGAUCUUUGGAUAAUAAACCUUGUUACACUAAGAAAAAUUAUAAUUUAACAACAUUUAACAUGCAUUUGCUAUUAGUAAUAUAUAUAUAUAUAUAUAUAUAUAUAUAUAUAUAU
Pangasianodon hypophthalmus (striped catfish) is the source of this 2259-nucleotide messenger RNA. RefSeq names its product acyl-coenzyme A thioesterase 6-like. Bases 957 to 1775 code for a protein of 272 amino acids. The transcript is spliced from 2 exons. The record is from RefSeq and is a predicted model, not a curated record. NCBI's taxonomy places the organism in Eukaryota, Metazoa, Chordata, Actinopteri, Siluriformes, Pangasiidae. Gene Ontology annotation, molecular function: fatty acyl-CoA hydrolase activity. Gene Ontology annotation, biological process: acyl-CoA metabolic process; fatty acid metabolic process.